AUGGCCCCUUCCAGAGCCCCGACCGUGGCCGUCAGCCGAUGGAGCCGUUGCCUCCGACGCAAUUUCACCACCUCCUCCCUUCGAAGCGGUGACGCGUCUCGCCCUCCGACCGCACCCAAACCGGUCCCGGACGUCAAGUUCAUCCGAGAUAAUGCGGAGCUCUUCUCGCGGAAUUGCAUCGAUCGCAACUACGCGGCACACGCCGAGUACCCCUACCGAAUCCUGCAACUGUCCAAGGAGGCGAGACAGCUGGUCGAGGAGCUCAAAAAGCCCCGGAAUGAGAUCAAGAAGGUGGAGAGGUCGAUAGCGCAGGUGGCCGCGCAGGGCGGGCAAUCGCCAGAGAACAAGGAACAGCUCGAGACGCUCCGUCAGGAGGCGCAGCGAUUGAAGAGUGAGACCGAAGCAAAGACGUUGCGGAAAGCGCAGAUUGAUGAAGAAAUCCAGCGGCUGGCUCUGGCUUUGCCCAACCUCUCCUCCCCGGAGACGCCCAUCGGCGAGGAACCGCGGCUCGUUCGAUACAUCAAUUUCGAUCCAGAAAAUCCUCCAUCGUGGGCCAACCAGCCUGACCCGAGUCGUUCUCACGUCUCCAUCGGUGCCUCUCUCGGCCUCAUCGACUUCACCAGCUCCGCGACAUCGACCGGGUGGGGAUGGUAUUUUCUGACAAAUGAAGGGGCCUUGCUGGAGCAUGCUCUUGUCCAGUAUGCAAUGAGUGUUGCCCUCCGCCGCGGCUGGAAGGCCGUCUCUCCCCCUUCGCUCGUCUAUUCGUAUAUUGCGGAGGCAUGCGGGUUCCAACCGCGGGACCGGAACGACGAACAGCAGAUCUGGUCCAUUGAGCAGACCGAGAAGGAAAAGGCCAAGCCGCAGCGUUCGCUGGCCGGGACUGCGGAGAUUCCACUGGCGGCCAUGUACGCUGGACGGGAUAUUGAUGUGUCCGAGUUGCCGAUCAAGCUGGUGGGCGCCAGCCGGUGCUACCGCGCUGAGGCGGGAGCUCGGGGCGUUGACACCAAGGGGCUCUAUCGGGUGCACGAGUUCACCAAGGUAGAACUGUUCGGAUGGGCGGACAAUAUCCGGACAAAUUCUGAUGCCACUCCUGCUUCUGUGACUUCCAAUCCGAUGACGGAUGAUCUUUUCAACAACCUGCUGGACACUCAGACGGAGAUCCUGGGUUCUCUCGGUCUGCCGUGCCGCGUGUUGGAGAUGCCGACGACGGAUCUGGGAGCGAGCGCGGCCCGUAAGCGCGACAUCGAGGUUCUGUUCCCUUCCCGGAUACGACUGUCGUCUGAAUUCAAGCCCGAUCUCGAGACGGGUUGGGGAGAGGUAACCUCAGCGUCGAUCUGCACGGACUAUCAGAGCCGGCGAUUGGGAACGCGGGUUCGGGGAGGCGAGGAGAAGAACUCGCGGUACCCUCACACGGUGAACGGGACGGCAAUGGCGGUUCCUCGGGUGCUGGCUGCCAUAUUAGAGAACGGCUGGGACGAGAAGAGGGGGGUUGUGGUGGUGCCAGAGGUGCUGAGGAAAUGGAUGGGGGGGUUGGAGGUGAUUGAGAGACGACAGUCAUAG
Messenger RNA from Rasamsonia emersonii CBS 393.64, 1560 nucleotides. RefSeq names its product Serine--tRNA ligase. The transcript has a single exon. The coding region runs from base 1 to 1560 and encodes 519 amino acids. NCBI's taxonomy places the organism in Eukaryota, Fungi, Ascomycota, Eurotiomycetes, Eurotiales, Trichocomaceae. Gene Ontology annotation, molecular function: serine-tRNA ligase activity; tRNA binding; ATP binding. Gene Ontology annotation, biological process: mitochondrial seryl-tRNA aminoacylation. Gene Ontology annotation, cellular component: mitochondrion. The record is from RefSeq and is a predicted model, not a curated record.